AGUCUGGGAGGGAGGUGCAGAAGGAAAAGGAGUGGCCUUCUGCUGAUAGUCGCCCUCUCUACCGGAGUAAAAGUCUUCUCUCAGUGGCAGCUUACAGGAGGGAAAACACAACAGACGUUUUGAGAUACAGAGCAGGGAAGGAGAAAGAGGAAAAGACUGAGCUGUCUCCAAACCACAUUUUCUCCCAGGCUGUAUGUGGGGUUAACACAGUCAUGGCAUCAGCAGCUCUACCAAAAAGGAUGGUGUCUUCUGUCUUCAUCACUCUGGCUGCUCCUCAUCGAGCCACUGUAACACAGCAGCAGCCCGUCCUCCAAGCUCAGAGUGGUGCAGUUAGAGACAAGCCGCACACUGCUGUACGAGUUAGCCUAAGUGACAACGCUCCUGCCGUCAGACACAAGAAAGAGGACGACCAGCAGUCUGAGUCUCAUGGCCGCAAAGGCCGAACUCUUACGGGGGCCACGGGCUGGACUUCAGACCCUCAGAGCCCAAAACCUGCCCAACCCAGAGCCAGCAGAGGAAAGCUGCAAGGAGACGACAGAGGUGCUGCAGAGCUCUUCCAUGCUCCUCCUCCUCUUCCAUCUCAGGGGACAUCUCUCUCUGAAGAAUCAGCACUCCCACCACCUCUCUCCCACCCUCUGACCUCAGGCCAGCAGCCAGUUUACAACAGAGAGGGGGAAACAAGCACACCAUCUAGUGGGUUAAACCAAGAUGAACAAACCCAUGGGAUCCAUAAAAAUGGCCAAGACACGAGCCGGGAGAGUAGAGAGGUCUGUGGCUUCUGUCGGAAACCCGUGGCUCUUUCUGAAGCUGCAAUAGAGGCCUUGAACAGGACGUACCACGACGGUUGCUUCCAGUGUAGAGCUUGUCACAUUCCCUUGGCUGGUAAACAGUACUACAACAAGGCAGGCAUCCCGCUCUGUGAGGACUGCUACCAGGCCAGCCUGGAACUUUGCUGGGCAUGUGGGGAGGUUAUCGCAGAUCAUGUGAUCCGUGCACUGGAGCGAGCAUACCACCUUUCUUGUUUUACCUGUGCAACGUGUAAACAGCAAAUUGGCGAGAAAGCUUUUGUUCAGGGAGAAGUUGGAGAAGUGUAUUGCCUUCAGGACUAUUACAGGAAGUAUGCUCCAAAGUGUUAUGCCUGCAACCAGCUCAUCAUUCCAAAAGAAGAUGGAACUGACAGCUAUAAUGUUGAAUGUCUGGGACAAACGUACCAUGAGAACUGCUACAGAUGUGAGGUGUGUGUCAUCCAGCUCUCUCCUGAACCAAAUGAGCAUGGCUGCUAUCCUUUAGAUGGGAAGCUGCUUUGCAAAUCUUGCCAUCUGAACCUGCUUUCUGGCCAGCACUACAAUCAAUAGCCUGACAGCCCGAGAUAAACUGCAACUGAUGGAAGAGUGCCACGAGUCUAGGUUCAAAGAGAUGGGAGACUUUUCAUUGGCAAUGUGCAUGACUCUGGAAUAACAAUGUCACACAUCUUUUUCCUAUAGAGUCAAACAUAUUUUUUAGUUGACAAUAUAUCAGGUUUUCUGAAGAUUCACCUUUUGUUCUUUUCUACCUGAUAAUGUUUCACUCAAUAAACUACCAAAUACACCAAAUAUAUUUAUGCAACAGCCAUUGCAAAAACUUAUGGUAAACAAUAUUUGAAUUCUUUUAAAUCUCAAUCAAUAAACUGUUUCUCAAUCACAUUAACACUUUACAUACAAAAUAAACUUUGUAUUAAAAAAUGUUUAUAUAAAAGUAAACUAAUAUAUUUUCUCUUGAGGCAGGCUCCAUUUUGCAUUUGUAUUUGUUAAAUUACACAUACACUAUCAAUAACUAUUAAAAUAAGAAAAUUUACUACAGACAUUAGAGAUGUAUAAGAUAAUGUGUAACAGAGCAUAACAGUACUUCAUAAAACACUCAUUAUGGACCCAAACUACAAGGUACUUUUGAUGUGAUAGCACUCACAUAAAGAUCCUUACUGGGCCUGUAUUGACUAUCUUUGCCUUGACAAUAGAUGUAUUCAAAUUAAUUUGACAUUACAGCAUCAAGGUCCCAGUCAAAUUGUUUUUUUAAUUUAGGUUUUGUUUUUUAAAAUGGCAUGUUUGUGGAAUUCUAUUUCUUUGUAUCAUAACAUUUAUUAAAACAUUUUUGUGAAAACAAAUA
Molecule: messenger RNA, 2142 nt
Organism: Pseudoliparis swirei
Lineage: Eukaryota; Metazoa; Chordata; Actinopteri; Perciformes; Liparidae
Gene: fblim1
Product: filamin binding LIM protein 1
Exons: 8
Coding region: 213-1355 (380 amino acids)
Biological process (GO): cell-cell adhesion
Cellular component (GO): focal adhesion; stress fiber
Molecular function (GO): filamin binding
Source: RefSeq, a predicted model, not a curated record